AAUAAAUUUAAUGAUAUUCACAUAUUUAUAUAUGACAAAGCUCGCAAUACCAAUAUUUUAGAGUGUUAUGUGCUUAUUGCAAAUGUCUUAACGUAAGAUAUAUCUGGAGACUAGUUGCUUAUAUAGAAUCAAUUGAGUGGUACAAAUUAUAAUUAAUUCUGUAAUAACCGACAAGGAACCACCUUAAUAUGCAUACGUAUGUACACGAUUUCAUGCAUGUCCAGGACAGCUGUUUACUUGAAACAGCUGUGAAAAACAAAUUCUAAUUAGAUUUUUCGUGGGGUUCUUCCUCGUUUUUUCAAUUUCAUAAUAAAUAAUCCUCAAAUCGAUUGCAAAAAUGUUCCGAAGCUUUAAAAGGAUUUAUCGUCUGCCAGAGCGUCAGUAUACCACUAAAGCAAAGCGGAGCGUCUUAAUGCAAGAUAAAUCAAAGGUUUUGACCUAUAGCCCCAAAGCGUCAGAUCCAAAACAGCGUCGAGUUUAUGCUUGGGGGUUUCAGGAGACAGGCGCUCUGGGUCUUCAAACUAACAUCCGAAAAGCCAAAGAACGCUACACAGAAAUGGUCCACCAUCCAACACGAAUGCAAUUUUCAGUUAACACAGAUGUCAUAGACAUUACGGCCGGCUAUGGGUUCUCUGCCUUUGCAGUUCAACGAUCCGACGGUCAGACUCUUUUUGGCUCUGGAUUAAACACUGAUUCACAGUUGGGAUUUCAAGUUAAGGGUAGUUUAAAAGAGCCAUCUAAAUUAGAUGUAAUAAUCUAUCCUACUGCCAUAAACCUUCCCAGGCUCGAAAAUGAAACUGAUGCUGACAUGCAAGUGCGCUGUAUGUCGGCUGGGCGCGCUCAUUUGGUCGUAAUUACACAAAAUGGAACCAUUUUUACUAUGGGUAAUAAUUCAUAUGGCCAGUGCGGACGAGCUAUAAUCGAAAAUGAAGACUAUCGUGGUAGUGCGCUUAUACACCGAAUAUCAGAAAAGGAAAUUUGUAGGGCAAAUGACGAAAUUAUUUCUGUAGAAUGUGGUCAAGAUCACACUAUGUUCCUAACUAAACUAGGUUGUGUAUACACUUGUGGGUGGGGUGCAGAUGGUCAAACAGGAAAAGGACAUUACGAUACAAGCGGUGAAAUUGAAUUAGCCAAAGGUGAAAUUGUUGAUCAACGCAUAACAAAGUUAGCAUGCUCAUCAGAUUGUGUUUUGGCUUUAAACGACAAAGGCGAGGUAUUUGGCUGGGGAAAUUCUGAAUAUGGCCAACUAGAUAGUAGUGAAAAUGCCGAUACCCAAGUCAAUACACCUCGCGCAUUAUCCUUAACGAAAGGCAUUGGUAAGAUUAAAGAUAUAGCAGCAGGCGGAUCGUUUUGCAUGCUAUUAAAUGAGGAUGGACUUGUAUAUACCUGGGGUUACGGUAUACUAGGAUUUGGUCCUCGAGUGGAGCAAACUUCGAAACCACAACAAUUAUUGCCACCUUUGUUCGGCCGCAAUGACUUCAGUGACAAAACUCAUGUGACGUCUAUUGGGUGUGGCGUGUUUCAUAUGGGUGCCAUAAACUCAGACGGUGAUCUCUUUAUGUGGGGCAAGAAUCGUUUCGGCCAUCUAGGCUUAGGCCAUAAAAAAGAUCAAUUUUUCCCCUUCAAAACAGCAGUGAACGGCAAAGUAAUAAAAGUUGCUUUUGGAGUGGAUCACACACUGGCGCUGUGUCGACCUUUUAUUUAAAUAUUAUUUCUGUUUGUAAGGCUGUAUACAUGUAUAAUAAUUGCAUAUUAAGUAGUUUUAAGUAAACUGAGCAAAAUAAAUAAAUCAAAAAAACUUUGAA
Bactrocera dorsalis (oriental fruit fly) is the source of this 1805-nucleotide messenger RNA. Its product is annotated as RCC1-like G exchanging factor-like protein. The coding region runs from base 338 to 1705 and encodes 455 amino acids. The transcript is spliced from 3 exons. The record is from RefSeq and is a predicted model, not a curated record. Lineage: Eukaryota; Metazoa; Arthropoda; Insecta; Diptera; Tephritidae.